Messenger RNA from Tarenaya hassleriana, 736 nucleotides. RefSeq names its product DNL-type zinc finger protein. Gene Ontology annotation, cellular component: mitochondrion. Gene Ontology annotation, biological process: protein stabilization; protein import into mitochondrial matrix; protein folding. Gene Ontology annotation, molecular function: protein-folding chaperone binding; zinc ion binding. NCBI's taxonomy places the organism in Eukaryota, Viridiplantae, Streptophyta, Magnoliopsida, Brassicales, Cleomaceae. Bases 13 to 615 code for a protein of 200 amino acids. The record is from RefSeq and is a predicted model, not a curated record. The transcript has 3 exons.
AGCGCGUCAUCAAUGGCGGCUAGGUUUUUUCAGCUAAGGCGCGCUCUCUCUGUAUAUGUCAGUAAUCAGCAUCGAAACCUUUCAUUAAUAGGGAACUUGAGGGUGAGGUCCAAAAACUGCCAUUGUUUCGCAUAUCUAAUCUCAGAGCAAUUCCGGCAAUCAAAUUCGUACUUCAGCAGAGCUCACACGUUCACGAGACUAUAUUCGACUCGUCAGGCCAACAAGGAGGGUUCAGAGGCUAAUACUACUUCCGAGUCUAACAGUGUCCCGACUCCAUCAGCAGCUAUCGUGGAAACGGAUGUGAAGCAUAAAGUGUUGUCGAACUUGAAAGUAAACCCGAGGCAUGAUUUCAUGAUGAUAUUUACGUGCGGGGUAUGUGAAACGAGAUCAGUUAAGAUGGCAUGCCGGGAAUCGUACGAGAAAGGCGUGGUGGUUGCACGUUGUGCCGGCUGUAACAACCUUCAUCUGAUUGCAGAUCGUCUCGGGUGGUUUGGAGAGCCCGGGAGCGUCGAGGAUUUUCUCGCCGCUCGUGGCGAAGAUAUUAAGAGAGAAUCCAUGGAUUCUCUGAACCUUACGCUUGAAGAUCUGGUCGGAAAGAAGAUCGCCGGUGAGUAGAGGAGAUUUAUUUGUUGUAAUUAUAAUAUCCCAUAGGUGUGGUUUAAUCUAUGUACUGAGUGCCGAAACUUGAAAGUUCAUCUUUUUGGUGCUGCUUAUAGAAUGAUCUUAAAAAAAAUUC